Molecule: messenger RNA, 1761 nt
Organism: Cryptomeria japonica (Japanese cedar)
Lineage: Eukaryota; Viridiplantae; Streptophyta; Pinopsida; Cupressales; Cupressaceae
Product: disease resistance protein RPV1-like
Exons: 3
Coding region: 1-1761 (586 amino acids)
Biological process (GO): defense response to fungus
Source: RefSeq, a predicted model, not a curated record
AUGCCUGGAUUGAAUGACUUGCAAGCAAUGCAGCUUUUCUGUUGGCACGCAUUUUUGCAACCCUUUCCACUCUCUGGAUUUGAAAUUCUUGUUAAAGGCUUCUUAAAAGCUUGCAAUGGACUACCCCUGUCUCUUAAGGUCUUAGGUGGACAGUUACAUGGAAAGAGUUCUAAAGAUUACUGGCACUCUCAACUAAACAAAAUAUCAAGAAUAUUGCCUUCCAACAUCAUAAAAAGGCUACAAGUAAGCUUUGAUGCGCUGGAUAAGGAAGAGCAAGAGAUGUUCUUGGCUGUAGCUUGUUUUCUCAUUAGAAAGGAGCCAAGUGUGGCCAUUUCUGUGUGGGAUGGAUCCGGUUGGAGUGGUCUGCAUGGUUUGGAAACACUUGUGAAUAAGUGUCUCGUGGAGCUGAUUUACGACGAUAUCGAUGGGAUAGAGCACAUAUGGAUGCACAAUCAUGUUCGUGAUAUGGGGAGAGAGAUCUCAGCUACACACUUGCCAUGUCGUUAUUGGUCUCCGCAGCAGAUUCUCGACAUUCAGGAAAAAUUCAGAGGUGAGGUAAGAACGCCGAUUAGGGGGAGAGACUUUGAAAUUUUUGAUUCGCAUAGUUUUAUGGACACGUUCGUGGGAACAUCGAGGACAGGGCUUAAACGGCUCAGAUCUCCCCUUAUCUCAGAGAUUCUUUUAGUUAAAGGAAAUGAACUUACUGAAGAAAUUGCCUCACUCUUAGAAGACCCUGUGUGGCUUCAGUGGAAUAGGAUUCCCCAUAGGAAUAUUCCUUCAUGGUUUCCAUUAUCAAGUCUAUCUCUUGAUAAAAAUAUGUUGAUAGAGCUGGAUAUCCGUUUCAACAGGUUGCAAAGGAUUCCCUCUUCGAUAGGUCGUCUUAAGCAUUUGAAAAAAAUAAUAAUCCACUUUGGCCAGCAUCCGAGCUGUCCCAUUAGCACUCUGCCAGAAGAGAUUUGUGAUCUACAAUCCCUGGAUUACUUGGCCUUAUAUUGUUUUGAUCAGCUGUCUUCGCUACCGGUUCGCUUUGGAGACUUGACAAAUCUGCGUCACAUAUUUUUGUUUGAGUUGACAGAGCUGAGGAAACUGCCAGUGUCUUUUAAGCAUCUGAUAAAUUUGGAAAGUUUGGAUCUAAGUGGUUGCGAGGAGCUCAAGCUCAGGUCAGAUAUGCUAGAGAGCAUAAGGAAGCUGGAAAAAUUAAAUCUCCUUUCUUGUGACGAAGUAGAAGAGUUCCCUUCUCAAAUUUCAAGUCAGCUGUCAUUGAAAAGUAUCAUUGCAGAGAAAAGCAGUUUAAUGUAUUUGCCAAAUGACAUUGGUUUACUCCGCAAUUUGAAUACGCUAUCAAUUGGUGGCAACCUCUUGACAAGUCUGCCAACUUCUCUUGGAAACUUGUCCUGCUUGACCGACCUUCAUAUUCAGAGCUCACAGUCGACAAGCUUGCCAAUUUCCCUUGGAAACUUGUCGUCCUUGGCCAGUCUUCGUAUUAAGUGCUCGCUGUUAACAGACUUACCAACUUCUCUUGGAAACUUGUCCUGCUUGACCUUUCUUUUUGUUGAUUGCCCGCUGUUGACAAGCUUACCUGCCUCUCUCGGAAACUUAUCCUGCUUGGAAUCUUUCCUUAUUUAUAAUUGCAAGAAAUUGAGAUAUAUACCUCAGUGCAUUUGGGACCUCAAAUUUCUGACUAUAGAGAUUAAAGAUUCAGGGGUUAGAGAGUUUCCUUCUCGAUGUUCAGGAUGUUUGAAGUGUUGUCUUGUAGAUUGA